This is a messenger RNA of Suillus fuscotomentosus, 822 nucleotides long. RefSeq lists its product as uncharacterized. NCBI's taxonomy places the organism in Eukaryota, Fungi, Basidiomycota, Agaricomycetes, Boletales, Suillaceae. The transcript has 8 exons. Bases 1 to 822 code for a protein of 273 amino acids. The record is from RefSeq and is a predicted model, not a curated record.
AUGGAUUCCCUGAUACCGACAUCAGACCUUUUCCAUCUGCUUAAAUCAAACCUUCCCCAUCUACUUCAAUCAAAAAUGUUCUUCCUGCCCCCCUUCACAGCUGACCUUCCAAAGCUACCUUUGGAAAACAUGGAGGCACACGCAGUCAAUCGCCUGACCUGGAUUGCAGGAUAUGACAUCGAAAAACACGAAUGGGUCACAUUCCAGGGUCUGAAUUGCGAUGAAUCUUCUUACGAUAAACGUGCGUGGAGAAAGCUGGUCAAGGACCAACAGACCAUGGAACGCAUGCAAUCCAUAUUAGAUACGAUUGGAUGUUCACCUGAUAUUCCACAGUCAGAGACAGUUCUGGAAGGCAUGAAUAUCCUCCUGAGAGGGGCCUUAGGGACGGGCAAAAAGACAGUUGCUCAUGCAGUCUGCAAUAUGCUUAAGCGCCCGAUGCUUGACAUUCGGGCGAAUGACAUCCCAUACCUUGCUGAUCUUGCGAUCAAGUGGAAUGCCUUGGUAGUCAUAGACCGCGGGGAUAAUAUCAUGAGGUCUGAAUGUGCAAAUAAUCGAGAACGCAUCAACUUGAUGAUUCGAGCAUUUGAGUCGCCCGGAUGUAUCUGUCUGUGGCCCUCGGUGUUGACGGACGAGCAGCAGGCACUGCUCAGGCCGUUCUCUGCUGCCAUCGAAUUCCCCGAUCUCGAUAUAGCAGCCCGUCGCAAACGUUGGCUACAACUCUUUGGCCGAGACGACCUGGUGGCAACUAUCUUUAGCACCAAACGUGCAUCUGCCCCUACUGUGAGGGACACGGAGGCUGUGUGCCUUCCUUCGGGAAAUUGA